AUGUCGGCUGCCGGGACCUCGCAGAUGCCACAGCCCGUGAAGCUCUCGCUCCCGCUUAUCUACCAGCAAAAACUCUUCGAAGAGCUCCGCAAAGAAGAUGAGCUAGUCGUCCUAGCCCGCGGCCUAGGCCUCAUGCGCCUGGUUACGAACCUUCUCCACUCCUACGACGCCGCCGGUAACAACCUGAUCGUCAUCAUCGGCGCCGAUGACAGAGAAAAUGCCUGGAUCGGCGAGGCCCUGGCCGAGCAUGCCGCUGUUAGCCUGUCGCCGUUGGCCCGCGGCCUGACGGUGGUCAACACCGACUACACCAGCGUCGCUUCGCGCGAGAAGAUGUAUGCCGCGGGCGGCAUCUUCAGCAUCACCUCGCGCAUUCUGGUCGUUGAUAUGUUGACGGGCUUGCUGAACCCUGAGACGAUCACUGGGAUGAUUGUUCUGCACGCGGACAAGGUCAUCGCCACGUCUUUGGAGGCCUUCAUCCUCAGAAUCUACCGGCAGAAGAACAAGGUCGGCUUUCUGAAGGCAUUCUCUGACAACCCGGAGCCGUUCUCUACUGGAUUUUCUCCUCUGGCAACGAUGAUGAGGAACUUGUUCCUCAGAAAGGCCUCGCUAUGGCCUCGCUUCCAUGUCCACGUCGCCCAGGCCUUGGAAGGGAAGAAGAAGGCUGAGGUAAUCGAGCUGGAAGUCCCCAUGACCGAAGCCAUGCGCGACAUCCAGAACGCUGUCCUGGAAUGCGUCGAGGUCAGCAUCCAGGAACUCAAGAAGUGCAAUCCUGGGCUGGACAUGGAGGACUGGAAUGUCGACAACGCCUUGCUCGCCAACUUCGAUGUCUUGAUCCGCCGCCAGCUGGACCCCAACUGGCAUCGCGUAUCAUGGAAGACUAAACAGAUCGUUAGUGAUCUGUCUGUUCUCAGAGGCAUGCUACAGUCUGUGUUGGCUUUGGACUGCGUGUCCUUCCUGCAGCAACUUGAUACCAUUCACGCCGCCCACUCGCCUGCCCCGGGGUCGACGAGACAGACCCAGUCUCCCUGGCUGUUCCUGGAUGCCGCUCAGACUAUCUUUGAGACGGCCAGACGCCGUGUCUAUUCAAGUAAGCAGAAGGCAGGCCCAAACUCAACCAUCGAGUCUCUGCGGCCUGUGUUGGAAGAGCAGCCCAAAUGGGCUGUACUGGCCGAGAUCCUCGGGGAGAUCGAUCGAGACCUCUACUUCGAACCUCCCGCCCGAGACGACUCCAACGGCACUAUCCUCAUCAUGUGUACCGAUACCAACACUUGUCGACAAUUAAGAGACUACCUCCAAACCAUGUAUGUGAAGCCCCGUACCGAAAAGAAGGUCGAAGAGAUCUACGACCCCGAAACCGACAAACCCUCCGCAGCGUUCAUCCUCCGGCGCAAGCUCCGCAACUAUCUCAAGUGGAAGCGCGAAUUCGCCCAGGUCAACGCCACUCUCUUCGCCGAGAACCAAAAAGCCCUCUCCGGCGCGGUCGACCCGCGUCUCGGACAACAGAAGAACCGUGCCCCGGCUAGCAAGCGACGCCGUGUCCGCGGCGGCAGCGCUGUCGGUUCAGCUCCCGGCCGUCUCGAGAACGGCAGCAUCGCGCAGUACUUCGAGAAACCCAACGAGGUCGCCGAGCUGAUGGCCAACGUCCAGCUUACAGAAGAAGAGGCUGAGGCACAACACAACCAAGACGUGAUGCUCUUUGACCCCCUAGACAACAUGGACGACUACUACCAACUCUACGACAUGCACGAUCUGGUCGUCAUCCAUGCCUACGAGGGCGACCAGGACGAGCACGUCCUGGAAGAGGUCAAGCCCCGCUACAUCAUCAUGUAUGAGCCCGACGCAGCCUUCAUCCGCCGUGUAGAAGUCUACCGCUCGUCACAUAACGACCGCAACGUACGGGUGUACUUCAUGUACUAUGGCGGGUCGGUCGAAGAGCAGCGGUAUCUAUCGAGUGUUAGACGCGAAAAGGACGCCUUCACCAAGCUCAUCAAGGAGCGAGCUACCAUGUCGUUGACCUUAACCACCGACCCUCAUGGAGCUCCAGACGAUCCGCAAGAAGCCUUCCUACGCACGAUCAACACGCGCAUCGCGGGCGGCGGUAAACUCACCGCGACAUCCGAACCCCCCCGCAUCGUAGUCGACGUCCGCGAAUUCCGCUCCUCCUUACCCUCCCUGCUCCACGGCCGGGGCGUGGUCAUCGUCCCAUGCAUGCUCACGGUCGGAGAUUACAUCCUAUCCCGCGACAUGUGCGUCGAGCGCAAGUCUGUUUCUGACCUCAUCUCCUCGCUCAAUAACGGCCGGCUGUACAGCCAGUGCGAGGCCAUGUUCCAGCACUACAAAACGCCCUUGCUCCUAAUCGAGUUCGACCAGAACAAGAGUUUCACCCUCGAGCCGUUCGCGGAUUUGUCCGCUGUCACCCUCCCGUCCGCGACGGCAGCUCCGGAUCUACAGAGUAAACUUGUCUUGCUCACCCUCGCCUUCCCCAAACUAAGAAUAAUCUGGUCCUCCUCCCCUUACGAAACAGCCGAGAUCUUCGAACGCCUCAAAUCCAACGAGCCCGAGCCCGACCCCAUCGCCGCGGUACGCGCCGGCCUCGACGAUAGCGACGAUCUCACGCAGCUCGACCCCUCCACUCAGCAGUUAGAACACAGAAGCGUCUUCAAUCCCGAGCCGCAGGAGAUGUUGUUGGCUGUUCCUGGGGUCACGCCCAAAAAUGUGGUUCAUUUGAUGGUCGAGGCGGAGAAUAUACGGGAGGUGGCGAACAUGGGGAUGGAGGAGCUGAGUAAAAUUGUGGGGAGGGAGGCGGCGAGGCAGAUUGAGGGUUUUUUUGGGAGGGACGUGCUGGAUGAUGAGAGGCAGGACAGGGGCAGUUGA
This is a messenger RNA of Thermochaetoides thermophila DSM 1495, 2874 nucleotides long. RefSeq lists its product as uncharacterized. Gene Ontology annotation, cellular component: nucleotide-excision repair factor 1 complex. Gene Ontology annotation, molecular function: single-stranded DNA endonuclease activity; single-stranded DNA binding; damaged DNA binding. NCBI's taxonomy places the organism in Eukaryota, Fungi, Ascomycota, Sordariomycetes, Sordariales, Chaetomiaceae. The record is from RefSeq and is a predicted model, not a curated record. Bases 1 to 2874 code for a protein of 957 amino acids. The transcript is spliced from 2 exons. Gene Ontology annotation, biological process: resolution of meiotic recombination intermediates; nucleotide-excision repair involved in interstrand cross-link repair; double-strand break repair via homologous recombination.